Molecule: messenger RNA, 6500 nt
Organism: Cydia amplana
Lineage: Eukaryota; Metazoa; Arthropoda; Insecta; Lepidoptera; Tortricidae
Exons: 9
Coding region: 100-6498 (2132 amino acids)
Biological process (GO): proteolysis; negative regulation of endopeptidase activity
Cellular component (GO): extracellular region
Molecular function (GO): cysteine-type peptidase activity; cysteine-type endopeptidase inhibitor activity
Source: RefSeq, a predicted model, not a curated record
AAGACACAAAAUAUUAUUAUAAUCAACUGAAUCACGCAUUACAGCAUUACACAUUCAUCGUUCGCGUAAAUCGCAAUGGUCGUUUGUUAAGCUUGCAUCAUGCGUCGCACUUACUGUGCAGUUUUUAUUAUAAAGUGUUUUUUAAUUAACUUUUGCUUAGGUGAGCUAAGCAUUGAGAAAAAGGAUCAAGUUUUGAAUGGCUUCAUAGAUUCGUUGAACAAUCUACCCGAUCAGCUUUAUACUUAUGAAGAAGGAGUACUUUUAGAAGCGGAGAAGACGAACGAUAACACGUACAAGGUCUGUGCGCGUCUCAAAGUCAGUGACAUCCAUAAUGUGGAUUCCAUCAAGAUAAUGCGUUGCAGAGCUGAACUAGUACAGAACGAGGAUGACGUACUGGUCGUACAGCAAGGGCAUGAUUGUGUAGAGGAGCAAGAUUCUGGCACUACGCAAGACGUGGAGACGGGAGUUAGUAGUGAAGACCGUACAACAGAAUCUGCUGGUUACGAUGGGCCCGUGAAGCUAUACAAUGAAGUACAACAGCCCAAUGCUGAGGUGACAUCGGGCGAGCAGUUCGUCGCGAUUCCUCGAGCCAGCCCCAGCGUCCCGUGCAUCGGGUGCGCGUCCCACGUAGACCCUACCGCAGCUGGCGUGCCCGAACUGGCCAACCUUGGCAUCCGACAUUUGGACCUCCACGACCCGGCCAAGCAUGCGCUCAGAUCCGUCGUUGAUGUGGAGCGACAGGUUCAGGUAGUAAAUGGCGUCCGCUACAUACUCACCCUACUUGUCGAUUACGACAAUUGCACGGCGCCUGACGCCGUGCCCUGCCCAGUGAGUAUUCCAUGCAAAAUUUCCAUCCUCGAAAAACCAUGGAAAAAGUUACCAGACGGCUCAAAGUACCGAGCCAUACUAGCCAACAACUGCACUGCUGAAUGGCUAUUUGGUGACGAAGGCGAGGUCCUGCCCGUUCUUGAAAAUAAUGAAAACAAUGAAAUUCACCCAGACCCCAAUGCUGAUCCUGAUGCUUUAAAAGUUAUCCAUAAUUUCGAUGCGCAAGCGCGUCCUAAUCAAGAAAAUUCUAAUGCUGACGAAGUUUUAAAAAAGAUAGAAGACCAAAUUAUCCCGCUCAGUGAAUUUGAAGCAUCUGGGCACCGCAUUGAAGCAACUUCAACAGAGAAAAUAGCGCCGCCCCAAGAAGCUGCCGAGCAGAUCCACGCAGAAGAAAUACAAAGAAAUUAUAAUGAAAAUGCGGCCGUCGGACAGCAGUUCCAAACGAGCGAAACUAACUCUUUAUUAAGCGAAGACAAGAAGAAAGCGGUCGAUGAUCUAAUGCACUAUUUCGAAUUAGACGGUUUUGAAAAACCCGAAGUUACUGGUGAUCAUCACAGAAAAAAAAGAAGUUACGAUGAACUUCAGAACGUGAAUAAUCCCUUAAAUAACGUUAUAUACAUUCAAAAAUUGGCCCGAUUAAUGGUUGAUUACUUAAAUAAAGUAGAUAUGGCUAUACAAAACAGAGUUUUGACAGAUGUAAUACGCGCGGAAGACGAAUUUGCAAAUAACCAACAUUUCUUCUACUUACAAGCCUCGGUAAGCAUUCCCUGCAACAAAUCUCUAUGUAACAAUAAAGAUAUUGUUAAAGAAGUUUGCACCGGUGCUGUAGAGACUACAGAUGAACACGAUCCUAGGAUACUGAAUGCAUUCUGUUACGAAGAUGAAAACCAUUACAGCAAAGAAGAGUUACUAUCGGUGGCCGAUCCAAUACUUGUCGAACAAGUUCAACCUGCUUUAGAAAAAAUUGAAUCAGAAUCUCCUAAAGCUAAUGCAAUUAAGUUGAUUAAAAUUCUAGAUGCAACUACAAAAAAGAUGUCCGGGACAUUAACAAGGAUCACGUUGUCCCUUAAAUAUACAAAUUGUAUGAAAUCGCAGGCCUUUUACAAUCGAGUGAACUGUAGUAUAAUUGAAGACAUGGGCUCUAAAAUCUGUCAAGUAGAAAUACACGAAAUACAUAAUAAUAUGCAAAUUGAAUAUGAGUGUAUUGAACGAAGCGUACGCGACGAUUUCUCAGAUUUAGAGCAAGUUGUUAGAAAAACCGGAAAUGUUGAUCCGGAAAUUCGUAACAUGGUACAACAAGCUUUAAAGAGCCUAAAACAUAAAACAGACGCAAAUCGAAAACUUAAAGUAGUUGACGUAAAAUCAGUUUCGACCAAACUCAUGGCCGGUUUAUUAACUAAAGUCGUAUUUUCCAUUGGAUAUACAAAUUGCCUUGAAGAUAAGAAUGUAGAUGAUACUACUUGUGAACUACUGCUUAAUACACCCAUUCGCGAGUGCGAAGCACAAGUAUGGGAUAGGCCAUGGCAGGCAGAUAGUAGGCAAAUACAUGUUAAGUGUGAAGAGGAUACUGACAUACAUACGGAUAUUGAAAAAAAUGAGAUCCCCGUAUUAAGAAAAAAACGAACUAACUUUGUUGGAGGUGUAAUAGAGAAAAACCCUAAUGACCCUCUCUACAAAGAAUUAGCUGAUGAAUCGAUAAAACAACACUUAGCAUCCACUAUAAACGGCCUUCAAGUCAGCGUUAAAGAUCUAAAAGUGAAACGAGUAGUCACUCAAGUAGUUGCAGGAACUCUCACUAAAAUUGAUUUCGAUGUUAUCCCUGCCGAUGGUGAAAUAUUCAGCUGUCAUUCUGAGGUUUGGGAACGGCCUUGGCUUAAGAGCAAGGAAAUUACUGUUACAUGUCCAAAAAAUCAGAGGAGAAAGCGUGAUCUGAAUCUGAAAGGUGGAAUGAAGAAUCAAGACCCUGAGGAUCCCAAGUACAGAAAAUUAGCGCAAGAAUCUUUAGACAAGUAUCGUACAACUCUAGUUGGUGGUCAACUUAACGUAAAAGAAUUUAAAGUUACAAAAGUCACCACACAAGUCGUUUCUGGCACCAAAACAUUUAUUGAUUUUACUGUAUUUCCUACCAACGGUGAUGAAAUAACGUGCCAUUCUGAGAUAUGGGAGCAGUCUUGGCUUAAUAAGAAAGACAUUGAUGUAAAUUGUGGUGUAAAUCAACAACAAAAUAGAGCUAAGAGAGGUUUACCUGGUGGCCACAAAGAACAAAAUACUGAGGACCCAAAAUACAGAAAAUUAGCCCAAGAAUCUUUAGACAAGUAUCGUACAAAUCUAGUUGGUGGUCAACUUAAUGUAAAAGAAUUUAAAGUUACAAAAGUCACCACACAGGUAGUGUCUGGUACCAAAACAUUUAUUGAUUUUACUGUAUUCCCUACCAACGGCGACGAAAUAACGUGCCAUUCUGAGAUUUGGGAACAGCCGUGGCUUAACAAGAAGGUAAUAGAUGUAAACUGUGGCUUAAAGGGCCGAGAAAAGCGUGAAAUAUUCCACGACAACCCAGAUAAAUAUAAACAAGGAUCUCCAAAUGAACUUGAUGCCAGUGAACCGCAGUUCAAAUUAUUAGCAGUGGAAUCUUUACAGAAGUAUGUGGAAAUGAUAAACAGCACAGUACAUCAUGAAGUUGUCGAAGUAAAGAAGGCGAUUUCCAAGGUAGUCGCAGGGAAACUCUACGAAAUAGAUUUCACCGCAGUCCCUACUUCAUGUUCAAUAUAUGAGGGUAAUACAGAAAAUUGUAUCGCUCGAAACGACACUCUUCUGUCUUGUCAUGCACAAGUCUGGGCUCGGCCUUGGUUGAAAUCAAACGAGAUUGAUGUCAUCUGUAAAAGUGAUGAUACAACAGUUGAAGAAGAUGGUAAUUUAAUAGAAGAAGACGAUGAUUAUCAAAAGAAACUAACAUUACACCCACGGCAAGAAAUAUAUGGUAAAGAACUAAAAAUGCUUGCUCAAGAGGUACUGGAAACGUAUGAACGACAGUUUAACUCGAUGUAUAAACAUAAAAUAAGAAGUAUUGGGAAAUCCUAUGAGCAAAUUAGUGAAGGUAUUUUGACCACUAUUGAAUUUUAUGCGUCACCCACGAAAUGUCUAACUGUUGAUGAAACUAACGUUGAUGACUGCCAGAUAAAGCAACCCGAAGUUGUAAUAUUGUGCAAGUCGGUUGUACGGGAGCGGACAUGGGUAUACUUUAAAGAUAUAAAGGUGUUUUGUAACAAUGUAAAUACUACUAAGUCAGACAUAAUGGCUUGGGAGGAUGAAACACGAAACAUGGAAGAAAAAUACGCCGAUAGACAUAAACGAGACAUAAUUAGAGAUGAUGACGAUAAUUACAUGGAUGAUGAAAUGAAAUAUUAUUAUGCCAAUCGUGCUCUUAAACAUCUUAAUGAACGCAGUGACAGUCAUAACUUACAGAAAAUGAUUACCAUUCAUUCUAUUGAUGUAUCCAAUCAGAUGGGUGCACGAAUGAUACGUAUGUACAUUGAAACGGCUAUGACAUUCUGUGUGCGUCAUCAACUUGAGCGUGUAGAUCUCGCCCAGUGUGACGAAAUGGAAGGUCUACCGCACAAAUUGUGUCACGUGAGGCUAUGGCCCUCUGACAAUGAUGAAAUGAUUAUACGGCAUGUGGUAGUCGUUUGCGACGAUGAUAGUGACUUUUCUUCGGUGACUGGAUUCGAAGUAUCUAAAUUGAUAGUCGCCUCGUUGCGAAAGUUGGAGGAGUCACCAAAAGUAAAAUUCAAAUUAGUCCAUCAAGGAGAGCCAUACGUAAUGCCUGCACUCAGCUCGAGAUUCCCUAUUAAAUUGAAUUUUGUUGUUUUAAGGACUAACUGCACUAAAGAUGUAGAUGUGUUUAAACAACGACACUUGUGCUUUGUAGAUUCUACUACACCAGCUACGUCUUGCGAAUCUAAGAUAUAUCUUUCUCCCAAUAGCAAGGACAUUAAAGAUAUUAAAGCUUGGUGCAACCCAGCUCACAGGGAACGAAGAGAUAUCAGCUUUGGCCCAGCUAAAUCUAAUAGCGAGGAUGCUAUCAUUGCUCAACUAGUUGAAGCGUCACUGGAAAAACUUGAAACAUCGUCGCUGCAUAAAUAUAAACAGAGGGUAUUGAAAAUCAAUAGCUACUCUACCAAAAUCACAAGAGGACGAGAGACCACAAUAGAUUUUGACGUCGGAUAUUCAUCUUGCUUAAAAUAUGAGUCCAUCAAGAAUAUAAGCAAUUGUGAAUUUCUCGAGCACCUCCCAAUAAGGCAUUGCAUAUCCCAUGUCUUUGAAAGGCUGUGGGUGGAAAACGGUAGAAAUAUUGAAGUGGUUUGCGAAGACGAUGAGACCCCGCUAGAAUCUCAAAUGGAAUUCGAAAACGCUGAUACGGCUAAUCAAAUUGCAAACGAAGCCUUAAAACACAUAGAAGCUAAAUAUCCUAAUGCAAAGAGGCUUCAGGUUGUUAGGAUAUUUUCUCUGUUGAAGCAAACUAUAGCUGGAAUUCACUAUAGGUUAAAGAUGGAGGUUGGUGUUACAGAUUGUCCCGCGUUAAGUCUUAAGACAGACUGCAAGUUAGUUGAUGGAUUCGAAAAUAACAAAUUUUGCCGAGUCAACGUGUGGAUCAGGCCUUGGACGGACCACCCUCCAAAUUUCCGCGUUAUUUGUGAUUAUCAAGAAAGCGAGACCGCAGAGGUGUAUCAUAAAAUGCAAGCUGAGCACCUUUUCGCCAACUUCCUCGCAACAUACAGGCCAGAUUACAUGGACGAUUACAAAGAGAUGUCAAGAAGGUUCAAGAUAUUCAGAGCUAACGUGAGAAAGGUUCACGAGUUGAAUGUUCACGAAAGAGGAUCGGCGACGUACGCAAUCACUCGGUUCUCUGACAUGACUUCUGAGGAAUUUAGCAGCAAGUAUCUGGGGUUAAAGACGAGCUUGAAGAGUGAGAACAACAUCCCCAUGAUUAAGGCGGAGAUUCCGAAUAUAGAUUUGCCACAGUCGUUCGACUGGCGCGACCGCGGCGCCGUCACGGAGGUCAAGGACCAGGGACAAUGCGGUAGCUGCUGGGCUUUCAGUGUUACAGGAAACGUGGAGGGUCAAUGGAAGCUAACCUCUGGCAAGCUGUUAUCGUUAUCGGAGCAGGAGCUGGUGGACUGUGACAAAACGGACCAGGGCUGCAAUGGCGGCCUGAUGGACAAUGCUUACAGAGCCAUAGAAGAGCUAGGUGGACUAGAGUUAGAGACCGACUACCCGUAUGAAGGAGCAGAUGAUAAAUGCGUGUUCAACAAGACCCUGUCCAGGGUCCAGAUCAGUGGGUCCGUGAACAUCUCCUCGAACGAGACGCAGAUGGCGCAGUGGCUGGUCGCCAACGGACCCAUUUCUAUCGGUAUAAAUGCAAACGCGAUGCAGUUCUACGUCGGUGGCGUAUCGCACCCGUGGAAGGCGCUCUGUAGCCCCAAGAACCUGGAUCAUGGAGUGCUAAUUGUUGGCUUCGGGAUCAAAGAGUACCCGCUCUUCCAUAAACACCUGCCCUACUGGACAGUGAAAAACUCUUGGGGCAAGUCGUGGGGCGAGCAAGGGUACUACCGCGUGUACCGCGGCGACGGCACGUGCGGCGUCAACCAGAUGGCUAGCAGCGCAGUCGUGUAACA